AUGACUGCUACUGAUGCCACUUCUGAGCCAGUCACUGUUGAACUACCAAGCCAUGACCCAAAGGAAACAGAAGGUCUUUUGAUUGAAACCACCCCUAAUACCGCUGCCCCUGUUGAAAAUGCCACUCAGGCUGUCGAAAAUGCAGUCACAGAAGCUUCCACUGCCACUCCGACUGCACCUAUCGCUCUCGAAUCGUUCUCAUCAUCUCAGCCAUCAUUCUCAGAAGAAACUGAAGAACAGGAGGAGAAGGAUGACAAGGAAGAAGAGCUAAGUGCAAAUGAACAACGAGUUCCAGUUGAUAUUGCGAGUCAGCGACGAAUGGAACAGGAAGAGGAGAUUAAAACUUCUGCCAAAGAAGUCAUUGAACCUAUGAAAUUGUUCAGAAAGGGAGCGACCGCUGUCGUCGGUGGAGUUACAGUCGCGGUUGGUCUAGUGAUGAUUCCUCUUCCUACACCGAUGGGUUGUGUGGUGGCAUCGUCAGGAAUGGCCAUCUUGGGAAGUGAAUUUGAAGGAGCCAAGGAAAUGAACGAUCGAAUGAUUGAAAAGAGCAAGACUCAUCUCGGAAAUGCUAGGGACAAGGCCAUUGCAAAAAUUGAAUCCAUGCAUUCCAAUGACGAUACUGAUGACGACUCAGUCGACAGCGAAGAAGAGGAGUCUCCGGCCUGGCUUAAGAACAUGAAUGAAGCGGAACGUAAGCGGCAGCGCAAGCUCAUGAAACAAAAGUAUCGUGAUGAAACUAUUCCCAAAAAUGAGCAGUUCAAAGAGUAUGUCACGAAACGAACAAGCUCUUUCUUGAAUCGUAGCAUUCUUCCAGCCUUGCACAAAACCAGGGAUUGGGGGAAAGAGGAAAAAGGCACUGACAAGCCAGCUGAAGGAGCCUCUGAAAACACUGAACAAAAGGAAGUAGGCACUACAAGUCAACCUACAGCAUCGUCCACAACUCCAUCACCCUCCGAAUCGCUCCAAAAAGGAAAGGAGAAGAUGGCCGAAUCAUUCGAAAAAGGCAAGGAGCAGGUGAUUCCCUGGUUUCAAUCCACGUCAGCCUCCUUCUCGAAUAUGAUGAAACGAAUGUCUCCUCAAUCAGGUGAUGAUAAGAAAAUGGACUUUGACGAUGAAGAAAUCAAGUUUGGUGAAAACGCCACUGAAGCAAAGAAUGCUGCUUUUCAGGAUGACCUUGCUACUGCCACUUCUGAUCUUGAUACCACAGGUAUGACAUCAGCACCCGAACUCGUUGAACCGGGUGCAGCUAGUGUCAUGGCAAUAUGA
Molecule: messenger RNA, 1266 nt
Organism: Cylindrotheca closterium
Lineage: Eukaryota; Bacillariophyta; Bacillariophyceae; Bacillariales; Bacillariaceae
Source: the annotation of a GenBank genome assembly